AUGGAUACUGCGCUCCCAUGGCAGGAACACACGCCGGGUUACAACUUCUUCACGUACGUCGCUCUCCAUGACGGGGAACACGGGAGUACUCCAGCAGACCAGACGGAUCAGUCAAAGGUCGCGGUAACAAACGCUGCGUGGGACUUGAUGAAGGCGAUCAAGAAGAACAUACGGGCCGAGCUGGUGGCGGAAGCCGCCGCCUCAGAGGUCGGAAUAGAGUCAGCUGCAGCGACCGAUUCUUAUGUGACCGGCGAGGCCAGUCAAAACUCAGUCUUGACGUCUGCAUUGUUCUUCGGGGUCGGGGCCGCGGCGCUACUGGGAACCGCGCAUUGGAUUUCCUCGAAGACCGGAGAGAAGAGUUGGGCUUGA
This is a messenger RNA of Dioszegia hungarica, 369 nucleotides long. RefSeq lists its product as uncharacterized. Lineage: Eukaryota; Fungi; Basidiomycota; Tremellomycetes; Tremellales; Bulleribasidiaceae. The transcript has a single exon. Bases 1 to 369 code for a protein of 122 amino acids. The record is from RefSeq and is a predicted model, not a curated record.